Messenger RNA from Aegilops tauschii subsp. strangulata, 1098 nucleotides. The record is from RefSeq and is a predicted model, not a curated record. NCBI's taxonomy places the organism in Eukaryota, Viridiplantae, Streptophyta, Magnoliopsida, Poales, Poaceae.
AUGGGCGCGCGGAGACGGCGCGAGGCAGCGCGGCCGGCUAGGCGGCGAGCUGGCCACGGAGCGAGCAGGAGCCAGUCGGGCCCGCCGCAGUCGGCGCGGGAGGAGCCGGAUGCUCAGGGCCGGCUGGGCGAGGAGGCGGAGCGGCGCUUGGAGGCGGCCGGAGCCCGCAGGGCGACGGGGAGCCACCUGGCGCGGGCCGGGACGAGGCAGAAGGCGGGGAGGCGGCCGGCGCGGGGCCGCCACUCGGCGGGCGCGGAGACCGGGCACUGCGGCGGCCGGAACGGGACCAGGCCACCCGUGCAGGGGCCAAGGGAGGCCGGACGCGGCCGGACCGGGGCGGAGGAGGCCCGGCAGCAGGGGCCGCGGGCGCGCGAGAGCGAGGCCGGGUGGGCGUGGCCUGGGCCGGUCGAGGUCGAGGCGGGAUGGCGCAGGAGGAGGCGACCUGGCAGGGGCCUGGAGCCGGCAGGCAGGCGGCUCGGGAGUCGGACGCGGAGGACCCGGGGAGCCGGCGGCCCGGGGUGUCGCGGGAGGCCGGCCACGGAGGCGGCUGGGCGGCGCAGGCGGAGCCGGCCUGCCGGGACGGGCGAGCGCGAGCCGGCGCGGAGAGGCCAGAAGCGGGGCCAAGCGGCGCCAGCGAAGCCGGCGGGCCGGGUUGCGGGGAAGCCGGCGCAAGCGAAGCCGGCGGGCCGGGUCACAGGGAAGCCGGGCGCGGGAGUCGGUGGCCAGGUCGGAGCAGGCCGGGCGCGGGAGUCGGCCAGCUGGGCGCAGCGACCCAGCGGGAAGGCCGGACGCGGCGCAGGCCGAGCCGGCACGGGGCCGGGUUGCUGGGAAGCCUGCAGGCGCCGAGCCGGCGCGCAGGGCGAGGCGAGGCCGGCGCGGGAGCCAGCUAGCCGGGUUGCGGGAAGCCAGCGCGGGCGGAGCCGGACAGACAGGCGCGUCCGGGCACGGGCGGAGGAGACUCGGCAGGGGCGGAGCCGGCGGUCGACGCAGGAGGCCGGCGCAGCACCGUUGCAGGGUAGACGGCGGAGGCGGCGAGCAGGCAAGAGCCGGCCUGGGCCAGCGGGUGGUGGCGAGACGGCGACCCGGCCAGGCGGGUGA